AUGUUGCAGCUCCUGCAUGUUUCUGUGUUGUGGUUCUACCUUCUCCCGUCGCUGCUCUGUUACAACCUGCCCUGCUACUACAGCCCCAUCAUGGAGAACAAGUGGAAAUUUGAGCUAAUCGAGACAGAGUGCCCUCCUGAUGAGGUGUGCUUUAAGGGACAUGGUCACUACGGCAACCAUAGUGCCCUGUCGUUCCGGGGCUGCAUGGCGGAGAAGAACUGCAGCCAGGUGGACAGUCUCCAGGUCAGAGGGACCACCUACAACAUGAGCUACACCUGCUGUGAUUCGCCGUACUGUAACUCAUGCUCGAGUAUCACAGCCAAACUCUGCAUCACUGUAACACUUGUGACUGUAGCUGUGAUAGCAGGCUUGUGA
Messenger RNA from Scomber japonicus (chub mackerel), 375 nucleotides. It is a transcript of the gene bncr, whose product is annotated as bouncer. The record is from RefSeq and is a predicted model, not a curated record. Bases 1 to 375 code for a protein of 124 amino acids. The transcript has a single exon. NCBI's taxonomy places the organism in Eukaryota, Metazoa, Chordata, Actinopteri, Scombriformes, Scombridae.